AUGUCUGAGACCAGGAACGACGAGCCACGUCUCGGCACUAUUUGCCUAAUCAAAGCGCGCUGGUAUCAGCAUGGCGCGAUCGAGUCAGCAUUGCUGUCAAGUAAGCCAUGCAAACUAUCAGGAAUGGGCCCGCAAGUGAGACUUGUGAUGGCGCAGCGGCGACGCAUGGAUUUUACUAUUGAUUCGUCAGCUGGUGCCAUUGCAGUAACGAUAUAUGAUUUUACUUACCUUGAUUUUGGCGGUACAUAG
This is a messenger RNA of Pseudocercospora fijiensis CIRAD86, 249 nucleotides long. RefSeq lists its product as uncharacterized. Lineage: Eukaryota; Fungi; Ascomycota; Dothideomycetes; Mycosphaerellales; Mycosphaerellaceae. The record is from RefSeq and is a predicted model, not a curated record. The transcript has 3 exons. The coding region runs from base 1 to 249 and encodes 82 amino acids.